Messenger RNA from Sycon ciliatum, 2776 nucleotides. RefSeq names its product E3 ubiquitin-protein ligase TRIM45-like. The transcript has a single exon. Gene Ontology annotation, molecular function: zinc ion binding. The coding region runs from base 114 to 2111 and encodes 665 amino acids. NCBI's taxonomy places the organism in Eukaryota, Metazoa, Porifera, Calcarea, Leucosolenida, Sycettidae. The record is from RefSeq and is a predicted model, not a curated record.
UCUAGAUUAAAAAAAAACCCAAAAACUUGUUGAGUCUUGUAUUGCAGCUGUGCCAGAUCGAGAUCGAUCCUUCGCCGAGGCUUCGGACGCCUGCAUGCAACAGAAUUUUAGCAAUGGCACCAGCAAAGUGCGUAACCUGCCAGAAGGACAACAAAACCAGGCUGCUAUCUUGCCUGCAUGUCCUUUGUAUGACGUGCCUGGAGGAGAAUACAAGAGAAGACGACUCAGCGGUGGGCAUCAGCUGCCCUGCUUGCAGGAAAAGAACGCCACUCACGGCAGGAUGGUCACCAGGGCUUUCUUUACCCAGCGCCUAUCCAAAGCAGUUGGCUUGCGAAGCUGGCUCGCGAUCCGGAUCAGCUACAGUUGCGUUGCUGUGCGAGGAGUGCGGAGAUGACGAGAUCGCGGAGUUCGUGUGCGAAGAAUGUGACUGCAUGCUAUGUACCGCUCAUGCCGAAGUGCACCCGCGCACGCGCGCGACAUUCAAGCACAAAGUCACUGGUAUUCAUGACUCGAACUCGAAGCUAUCCGAGGGCAACACACCUGCGGACGAUGAUGGAGCUGAAGAUGAAGCUGGUCAAACCAGCGGAAACGCUUUAGCCCCACAGGGGCAUAACAAGCAUCGCUGUUCUAUUCAUCCGUCCAAGUCGGUGAGUCACUUCUGCUUCCCUUGCAAUAAGCUGCUGUGUGCUGUUUGUAUGCAGCAAGGAGUACACACGAUUGACAGCCACGCUCAAGAAAAUGGAGCUCAGGGGAGGCUGACUGAGCAUGCACCGCGCCCCAUCCAGGAGGCAGCAGGCGAAUCCAAAGAGAAGUUGCUUGAAAAUCUGUUGAGCACUGUUGACGGGCGAUGGACGAAAGCAAUUGCCAACGUUAGAACAAGUAUGCAAACUCUUCAUGAGCAAACAGAGAGUGCCUCUGAGCAGGCUGUUGAGUUCUAUGACACGUUGAGGGAAGAGAUCACCAAACGCCAAACGAGAGUUCUGGCUGAGCUGGACGAACGGCGUACAACUAAGCUGCAGCCGUUGGAAAAGCAACUAUCCACACUCCUGGAGGCUGUCAAGCAUGGUGAGAGGAUAACGGAGAUUGUCAACUCGUGUGACGACAACACGGACUUUCUUAAAAUGAGCAACUGGCUGGAUAGCACCGUUGAUGAUGCCAAGCGCUCGACGCAAGACUACUUGCAACCGUGUGUGUCCAGUGCAAUCACAUUUGCUCCAACAGAUGUCGAGGAUCUGUUCACCGAGAUUAUUCGGGCUGGCUAUACACUGGAUCUUGCAGAUGGUCGCUUGGAGUGUAGCAAUCUGCGAUAUCUGGGAGAGGACGCCACCGUCACUAUUCAGCCAAAAUGUUCUCCGGAAACAAAGCUUCAACUGACUCCAGAGCGAAUUCACCAACAUAGAAUCAAUGUGAUUGCUGCUCUAGAAGGUGAAAAUGAUGAUGAUGAUGGCGAUAAGUUUAAGUCAUGGACUGAAUAUGCUGUGACCCGCAUUGAUAACGACGGUACAGUCCACUUUGCAUUCACUCCUCAACAAGCCGGCCUCCAUUGGAUCUUCAGUAGAAUCCAUGAUGUGUUCCUGCGCAAACGUUCAGUGUCAGCGCAUAUCUGUGAGCGUGCAGUAUUUGAUGCUAACCGCUGCUACCACUCUAUUCACAUCAGCAAUGAUGGACACACUGCAAGACAGACCCAGGCAAUUGUACAUCAACAGUUUGGCACCUCAAAAGCAGUAUGCACUGGGAAAGUGGCAGAAAAGACUGGUAUCAGCUAUUUCAGAGUUCAAAUUGCUCAGACCCGAGAAGCGUAUAUCUUUCUAUGCGUAUGUUCUGCCGAAUCGCCAGAGCUUGGUUCUAUUCACGCAGACCAUGCCCAAGUGUUUGGCUGGUAUGGAAAGGGUUCAGGCAGCAAUUACCAAAAGCGGAACGGCGGUGCACUUGGUCAAAGGUGGAAAGCCAGAGAUCAGAUCACGCUAGCUCUCGACCAUGAUAAGCACACCCUCACCGGCACACAUCACCGCACUGGCGUCAGUGAAGUGCUGCACGACAUCCCCACCACUGGCACCCUGCGCUGGUACGUCACUCUGUACGACACAGGCGAUCAGAUCACUAUCGUGUGAACACACAGCACGAUUGACGGCUUGCCCAUCGCCGCGCACCCGUUUGCUGUUUCGGCAUGUGCAAGAAACGUUCCCCCGGUCGCGAUUACCCUCUCUUAUUGUGUGGAUAUGUCCCUCGACAUGCAGAUCUCGUAGCAUCCAGCCUGUCCCAGAUCAAGUCGCCUAAAUGGGGCACUAUGACAUAUCGCUGCUAGUUCUAGAAUACACGACAAUUGACAGACAUGAUGUCAUUACAUGCAAGAUGAUGCGCAUAUCCACCACAUCCACUGUACAUGUAUGAGCUGUGGGUAGCCGUUGCUAGUUGCUAUCUAGGCGAGAAGAGAGACGUGACUAUUCAUUUUUUUAUUUAUUUUUAUUCACAAAAUUAAAAGACACCAAUGUUUCUCGAGUCUGGCACUUGCUCAACGCUGGAAGACAUACAUAUACGCUGAGGUUCAGCUCUGUGUGGGUCAUGCGGGCUCACAGACAUAGCAUUUUGUAUUGGCGUACUGUAGCAUAAACAAAUAUGUAUUCCAGAUUUAGACUAUUUCCACUUGAUCUUUUCCAAGUCCACCCAUAGUUUGGGGAUUUGAGGAGGUGUCGGCCGUUGGGCGGUUCAAUAGCCAAUUGAGUCAUCUUUCCAAAAUGCAUUUUGAGUCUUUCUCCCCUCUCCCGGGGAGACCCAC